AUGGCUCCCCACGAUGAGAACCCGACCGUUGAGGUCAACAAGGAAGAUUUCCGUGGCACUAGCGACCAGAUCGUGAUGCGUCUGAUGGAGAUUCAAUCCUACGUCGCCGAAUUGGCCAAAGCCUACGUGCAGCACACCAAGAAGCUCACCGAGACUGGCGAAGCCACCCUUGAGCUCCCCACCGGUCCUGCCGGCUUCCUGGCUCAGGACUUCACUGGUCGCGCCGGCGGCCCCAAGAAGCGCAAGCGCGCCCCCGCCGACCCCAAUGCGCCCAAGCGCGCCCUCACCCCCUACUUCUUGUACAUGAAGCACAACCGCUCCAAGAUCGCCGCCGACCUCGGCAAGGACGUUCGUCCCAAGGAAGUCGCCGACGAGGGUACCCGCCGCUGGCAGGCGAUGGAUGCUUCCGAGCGCGAGCACUGGAAGAGCUUGUACACCGAGAACUACAACAAGUACAAGGAAGACGUCGCCGCCUACAAGGCCGGCACGAAGACCGAGACCGCUGCGCACGACGACGAGGAAGCCGAAGCCGAGAACGAGCAUGAGGAUCCCGCCGCUAGCCAGCUUCAGCAGGACUUCGCUGGCGCCGAGACCAAGGAGGAUUCGGAUGCUUCGACUGAGUCUUCGGAUGAGGAGUCUCCUUCCCCCGUUCCUGUUAAGGAGAAGACUCCUCCUCGCAGCAGUGCUAAGAAGACUCGUAAGGCUAAGGAGGUUGAGACCCCUGCUAAGUCGCCCGUUAAGCGUGGUCGCAAGGCUGCUGCUGCUGCCGCGGAGCCUGAGCCUACCCCCGCGAAGACUCCUGUUGAGAACAAGCGUCGUUCCAAGAAGCGCAAGACUGGACAAGCUCACAAUCGCCCAUCUGGGCGUCGUCUCGCACGUGGAGUACGGCUGAACCAUGCAGAAGCUGUGGCCCUAAUCUCCUCAGUGCUCCAUGAGCUCAUCCGCGAUGGCCACUACUCCGUGGCCGAUCUCAUGUCCAUCGGAAAAACAAUGCUCGGCCGCCGCCAUGUCCUCCCCUCGGUAGUCGCCACCCUCGUCGAGCUCCAGGUCGAAGGCACCUUCAUCUCCGGAACCUACCUCGUCACCGUCCACCACCCAAUCAGUAGUGACGAAGGCGAUCUCGAGCGCGCCUUGUACGGUAGCUUCUUACCGGUACCUGCCCGCGAGGCCUUCCCAGACCCAGACCCCCACGACUUCAUGCCGGAGAAAAUGCCCGGCGCCGUCAUUCCGGCCAAGCACGCGCGAGUCGAAUUGAGUCCCGGACGCAGGCGCAUUAAGCUCAAGGUUAUGAGCAAGGGCGAUCGACCUAUCCAGGUCGGAUCCCAUUAUCAUUUCAUCGAGACGAAUCCCCAGCUGCAUUUCGAUCGCAUCCAGUCUUACGGCUUCAGACUGGAUAUUCCCGCGGGAACGUCGAUUCGAUUCGAACCCGGUGAUACCAAGACCGUGACGCUGGUUGAGAUCGGUGGACACCGUGUGAUUCGCGGUGGAAACUGGCUGGCGAAUGGAGUGGUGGAUAUGAGUCGGGCUGAGGAGAUCGUUGGGAAGUUGCAGACGGCGGGCUUUGCGCAUGUGCCUGAGCCUCAGGCGGAUAGUGCGCUUGUUGCUGGGUUCUCGAUGGAGCGCGAGGCUUACUCGCGUAUGUUUGGUCCUACGACGGGGGAUCUUGUCAGGUUGGGGUUGACGGAUUUGUGGGUGGAGGUUGAGAAUGAUAUGACGACUUAUGGUGAUGAGUGUGCGUUUGGUGGUGGUAAGACGCUGCGCGAGGGUAUGGGUCAGGCUUCUGGGAGGGGCCAUGCUGAGUGCGUGGAUACGAUUAUUACGAAUGCGCUGAUUAUCGACUGGACUGGUAUCUACAAGGCGGAUAUUGGUAUCAAGGAUGGGUUGAUUGCUGGUAUUGGCAAGGCUGGAAACCCGGAUGUUAUGGAUGGUGUGCAUCCGGAUUUGGUGGUGGGUGCUUCGACGGAUGUCAUUGCUGGAGAGAAUAAGAUUGUCACUGCCGGUGGUAUCGACACGCAUAUUCACUUGAUCUGCCCGCAGCAGGUGGAAGAGGCCUUGGCCUCUGGAAUCACCACCUUCCUCGGUGGUGGUACCGGUCCCAGUACCGGGUCCAAUGCGACGACAUGUACACCGGGGCCUAACCAUCUGCGCCAGAUGAUGCAGGCCUGCGACAGUCUGCCAAUCAACAUUGGAAUCACAGGCAAGGGCAAUGACUGCGGAAAGAAGAGCAUCGUGGAACAAAUUCUAGCUGGAGCAGCCGGUCUCAAGCUCCAUGAAGACUGGGGCUCCACGCCCGCAGCCAUCGACAACUGCCUGGAAGUCUGCGACGAGUACGACGUCCAAUGUAUGAUCCACACCGACACGCUCAACGAAUCAGGCUUCGUCGAACAAACCAUCGAUGCCUUCAAGGGCCGUACCAUCCACACAUACCACACAGAAGGAGCCGGCGGCGGCCACGCCCCAGACAUCAUCUCCGUCGUGGAACACCCCAACGUCCUCCCCAGCAGCACCAACCCAACCCGCCCCUUCACCCUCAACACCCUCGACGAGCACCUCGACAUGCUAAUGGUCUGCCACCAUCUCUCCAAGAACAUCCCCGAGGACGUCGCGUUCGCGGAAUCCCGCAUCCGCGCCGAGACCAUCGCCGCCGAAGACGUCCUUCACGACCUCGGCGCCAUUAGCAUGAUGUCCUCCGACUCUCAAGCCAUGGGCCGCUGUGGUGAAGUCAUCCUCCGCACCUGGCACACAGCCCACAAGAACAAAACCCAGCGCGGUCCAUUAGAAAGCGAUGCCGGCACGCGCGCCGACAACUUCCGCGUCAAGCGCUACAUCAGCAAAUACACCAUCAACCCCGCUUUGGCGCAGGGCAUGGCGCACGCCAUCGGCUCCAUCGAAGUAGGCAAGGUAGCAGACCUAGUGAUGUGGAAUGCCUCGACGUUCGGCACGAAGCCCGUCUCCGUGUUGAAGAGCGGUAUGAUCGUCAUCGCAGAGAUGGGUGAUCCGAACGCGUCCAUUCCAACGGUUGAACCGAUGAUCGUGAGACCAAUGUUCGCUGCGCGUCUCCCGCAGGCUUCUAUCAUGUUCGUAUCACAGGCUUCUAUCGAUGCUGGGAUCGUGCAAUCUUACGGCUUGAAGAAGCGUAUCGAGCCAGUGAGGAAUUGUCGCUCUGUUGGCAAAAAGGAUAUGAAGUUCAAUGAUACUAUGCCGAAGAUGAAGGUUGAUCCUGAGAGUUAUACCGUCGAGGCUGAUGAUAUGCUCUGUGAUGCUGAGCCUGCUUCUGAGCUGCCCCUCACGCAGGCUUAUUAUAUCUUCUAG
Molecule: messenger RNA, 3312 nt
Organism: Penicillium brevicompactum
Lineage: Eukaryota; Fungi; Ascomycota; Eurotiomycetes; Eurotiales; Aspergillaceae
Exons: 9
Coding region: 1-3312 (1103 amino acids)
Biological process (GO): urea catabolic process
Cellular component (GO): urease complex
Molecular function (GO): nickel cation binding; urease activity
Source: RefSeq, a predicted model, not a curated record